CUACAACCAUAUGGUCCAUAUCGAGGGUAACAAUUUAACCUGAUUUCAGCUUAAUGCCUUAAUUGGCUAUUUAUUACCUAUUCCACCGAGGGUCACAAUUUUCAUUAAUUAAAAGUUUUUAAAAAGUCCAAAUGACACUAGUAAUUUUCAAUCUAAUUUUAUGUUCCCACUGUUUUAAUUUUUUCUCAAAGGGAAAAGGACGUCUGUACAGAAACACACAGCACACCAAACUCUCCUAACUCAAAGUCAACAAUGGCGUAAUUUAAAUUAUUAAUAACAUGUAUCUCAACUAUAUUAAGGAAUUUCUGAUUAGUUCAACGAAUUGUAAUAUGCUGAAAAAUUGCCCUGAGGAAAAAGUAAUAAUCGGAAAUGGAGGUCAAACGAAGGGCGGUGAAGAACCUCGUUACGAAGCUGAGUUCCGUAUCGGAGCAAAUCCGAACCGAAGCAAUUUGUGAACUCAGAUUAAUUUCAAAGAACGAUUCCGACAGCAGGCCGUUGAUCGCCGACGCUGGAGCGAUUCCGUACUUGUCGGAAUCGUUGUACUCUUCGAACAAACUGUCUCAGGAGAACGCAACCGCCACGUUGCAUAAUCUCUCAAUUUCCAACAAGGAUUUGUUGAUGUCCACGCGCGGGCUCCUCGAUGCGCUCUCCCACGCGCUCCGGAAUCCUUCUUCUCCGUUCGUAGCUCAGUGCGCCGCCGCGACGAUAUUCAGCUUAUUGACCGCGGAGACUUAUCGGCCGAUAAUUGGGCACAAGAGGGAUAUUCUAUUCGGGCUUAUUGAUAUAAUUAAGAACCCUAAUUCGGAUUCUAGAACUGUUAAAGAUGCGCUUAAAGCGCUUUUUGGUAUAGCGCUUUAUCCGUUGAAUCGUGCUCAAAUUAUCGAGCUUGGAGCUGUACCCCCGUUGUUUUCGUUGCUUUGUAAUGACGGUAGAGUUGGGAUAUUGGAGGAUGUUACAGCUGUGAUCGCGCAAAUUGCUGGUUGUGAUGAGAGCUGGGAGGCGUUUAGGAGGAUAUCAGGGGUUGGUGUAUUGGUGGAUUUGUUGGAUAGUUCAACUGGAUCAAGCAGUAGAACUAAAGAGAACGCAGUUUCAGCUUUGCUGAAUUUGGUGCAAUGUGGCGGAGAGGAGACAGUUAAUAGUAUUCGCGGCACAGUUUUAGGGGCUGUGGAUGGUAUUAUUGAAGUGGCGGAAAAUGGAACGGAGAAAGGAAGGAGCAAGGCAAUGGCGUUGUUGAAGAUACUUGAUGCGAGUUCUUGUACCUUUCAAGAGGAGCAGAUGGACUACUUAUCGAACCACUCGUUAUGAGUUGCAGCAGGACUAUCCUGUUAGAUGCAUACAUGCACAGAACCC
This is a messenger RNA of Capsicum annuum, 1350 nucleotides long. Its product is annotated as U-box domain-containing protein 11. Gene Ontology annotation, cellular component: nucleus; cytoplasm. The record is from RefSeq and is a predicted model, not a curated record. The transcript is spliced from 2 exons. Bases 370 to 1305 code for a protein of 311 amino acids. Lineage: Eukaryota; Viridiplantae; Streptophyta; Magnoliopsida; Solanales; Solanaceae. Gene Ontology annotation, molecular function: protein binding.